Pseudo-nitzschia multistriata is the source of this 4245-nucleotide messenger RNA. The record is from the annotation of a GenBank genome assembly. Lineage: Eukaryota; Bacillariophyta; Bacillariophyceae; Bacillariales; Bacillariaceae.
AGCAAGAAGAAUUGUCGCUUUGAGCACUCGUUGAUCAACGAACCAAUCCAACCCGAGCCAACCACCCGAACCUCUACAAGAGCAGAGACAACUMGAGCCACAAGCCAAUACUUCGUACAAUACAGCAAUCGCGAAGCACGAUGAAGUCUUUCCUUUUCGGCCGCAAAGGCAAGAGCAAGGCCAAGGAAGAAUCCGGCAAGGGGUUCUACAAGGGGUUCCCCGACACGGGAAUCCCGUCCUCCGAUACGGGCAUCGGAGCCUCCGGAGAGCUCCAACUGGCGAAGACCGGCACCACCGGAGAAAACUCUUGCGACAACUACCAGGAAGGRAUCGRCCRAUCCCCGUCGGAGCACUCCUCCUCGGCGUACGAAUCCUCCUACAACCAGUACCUGUCGAAGAUCGAGAACGACCACGGCGURCAGAGCUUCGAGGCCAUGGGGCCGGGCGCCACCCCGGCCAGCCCCGAGGCCUACUCCGGCCCUGGCGCCGGCGAUCCGGUCAUGCCCCAGGGAGCCAUCGCCGGGGUCGCCGAUCCCCUCUCCCUUUCYGGGGGCACCAGCCCAUCGGCGUCGAGCGGAGCCAACAGCAACGCACACAGUAUUUCCUACGUCACGCAGACCCCGGAGCACGGAUACGUCGAGGGCUGCGAGGACGACCUGAGCACCCUGGGGGACGAAUCCAUCAUUCGGCGGGGGCGACAGAACCGCCAGAAGCAGCAGGAGCUCAAGGAACGCCAGCUGAAACACCAGGAAGAGCUGCUGCUGAAGCAGAAGAAAAGCGACCUCCAGGACAUCUCCAAGACCCGUACGGCCAGCACGCAGGACAUGGGGACCUCUCCGCAAUCCAGCGGUCUGUCCUUUUCCUUCACAAACGUCAUGGACGUCCACGAAAAGAUCCCCAUCUCCAGUCGACUCGGAGACGACAUCAUCGAAGAAAACCGGUUGCACCGAGACAAGGACGUGCUGGACUUGGUGAUUGGCGAGGGUGGUCCGGGAGGCGACGACGACGACACCCUUUUGUCGAAGAGGAGGAACGAAUCUUGCUGCCGGAGACACAAAUGGACCAUCAUUCGCGUCAUGAUCUUCCUYGGUUUUUUCAUGUUGAUUUCYGCGGCGGCYGUUUUGGUCCUCAGCAUUCUCCAGAUGAAAAAGAACAAUGCUGCGAUCGCGAACAGCAGCGACGCCKCGUAYGUAGACAACGACGGAAACGGCGGAGAAUUCUUCAACAAGCCGAUCUUUGUUCCCAUGGACCCAUCGGAUUCUUCUCUGCCCGAUGGCAUCGGAGACACUUUUAUCGUUACGCUUUCGCCUGUGUUACCAAYCGCACCGGAAACUGCCGUGCSAGAACCAGUUACCGGGAAGAUGGACGCCGAAGACGCUGACGACGAUACUACAACACCAUMKGCAGUGACAGAACCUCCGAUUGCGAACAACGAGGAAGUUCCCGAUGAAAACAUAUUCACUGGUACCGAUGUGCCAACCGAAGUGAUUGGUGACAUUAUCAACAGCAUCGACAGCAACAACACAAACUAUUACGAAGUAGAAGCAUUUGAUCCCGACCUCACCAAAAUCGGUACCGACCUGAAAUUUAUUAUUGCGAACAAGUCUCCGCAAUCCUUGUCCUAUUUGGAUGACAAAGCCUCGCCCCAAUUCAAGUCUUUUGAUUGGAUGUCGAAGGAUCCCGAUUAUUGGGACAUGACGAUCGAUACUAUUGUCCAGCGUUGGACCCUAGGCGUGCUUUACUACAGCACCGGUGGACCGAACUGGAAGACGGAUCAGUUGCCCGUUGCAUUCGGCUUGGGAAAGCAGCCCUGGUUGAGUUAUUCGGACGAGUGCGAGUGGGAGUCCUCMAACGAGGGCUAUCAGGGUAAAAUCUGCGACGAAAACAACAAGUACUUUGCCAUUCACCUGCGAAACAUUGGAUUGGCGGGGUCCCUUCCCCCAGAACUUGGUUUGCUUUCGGACAGCAUGCGCCUGCUGUUCUUCAACAACAACGAUUUGUCCGGGAGCCUGCCCAGCGAACUCGGGCAGCUCACCGGAUUGGAAAAGAUCAACAUUCAGUACAACAACAUCGGCGGAAGUCUUCCGAGCGAAAUCGGAAACCUCGAAAAGCUCACCAUUGCGUCGAUGGGAAACAACCAGCUGACGGGAUCGAUACCCUCGGAGCUCGGAAUGUGGGCAUCCGUGGCUACGAUCGGACUCGAAAACAACCAGCUGAACGGAACGCUUCCGGAAGAGCUCGAAAACAUGGUCAAUAUCGGUAAGCACACUGGCAUGAUUGACACACACGCGCGCACGAUAGUUGUUUUMUGCAUCCGAAUUUGUCAUGGCUCUGGUUGUUUUGACAGUAGCUGGUUCCAGAGUUCCCGUUCUAACACAUCCUCCCAUCGUUCGUAUUUCGUUUGUAAACCAUUAGAGAAACUCUCGAUCGAAAAGAAUCUCUUGUCCGGCAAGAUACCWAAUUCUUGGAACAACAUGUUCCAGCUGACGUCGUUGACUCUGCAGAGCAACGACCUGUCCGGCAAUAUGCCGUGGGGACUUUGCCCCGGAUGCUACAGCAUGGAAACACUCAAGGUGGAUUGCGAUGAAAUAAAAUGCAAGUGUUGUACGGAAUGCUUUGGCGAAYCCAAAAAAGAAAAGGAACACAAAAACAAGGAAAGAGACGCCAAGGAACCGGUUCCAGCAAUGGAUGAAMCGGCGACAACAACGGGCCUCCUCCCCGUGAGCAGCAACAGCUCUGCCACAACCGGUGGCGUUCGCCGGGCCUAGAGUUUCCUUGUGCUGUUGKCGAAACAGCGGAAUGAAACCGUGAGGGAAAGGAACGCCRUAUCCUAUCUCUUUGAAAACACAUAAUAUGUUAUUGUAAUCACUAGUUUGCAUAGAUGUCUGUUAGGCGGGACUUCAAAAUAGGAUUGUUCGAAACAGGAAYCUCAUAAAUUUCGGUCUUCUGCUAGUGUUUUCAAACUCAAUAGGUAUGCUAGUAGUACGCGGAAAAGCAGGGCGUCCGUUGUUCAUUGCACACAGUGAUGCAWGACUGUCGGUCCGAUGAUCUCUCAUCGAUCAAACUAGAAUUAAAAAAUUAUGAUACACUAUUUUGCAUGUGAAGAAUUUCGUGGGAAGACUUGCAUYCUCGCCACYCMACUUUUCUAUCGAUGGSGUGMUUUUCUAAAAUUUCGCAGACUUGAAGGACKAAAAGGUUGUGGUGGAACUCUAACCGACCUCAUCGAUUUAAUCACGAUUGACGYAAACAUGGUUUCAAACGAGGGGACGUCAAGAGAAACAAUGGCCCUUGCGAUACACAGAAUCGAUUGCAAGGAUCGCUUUCGCACAGAACAUUUGCUGCAAUCACUGCAGCAUCGCACCUCUUUGCUUCCUCGUGGAAACCACAAGGAAACCUCUGAAAACUUCCAUGCAGCGCACCGUGGCGCAGUCCACCACAAGAGCUGCAGCGAGCAMUGUCCGUCACGGAAGAAGGAUCCAGGAUCGAGAAACGCUUUUGCGUGCAGAUGCACAACCGGCAAAGAUUGCCUUAUCAACGUCGGUGCGGUUCUCCAAGCGGCAUCGACACGAACCUCAAAAGCAAGGAAUCGCUAGGCCCUCGAGGACGGGAUAGAUUGACCGCUGAGCUUGGUGCGGCACUCUUGGGAAAACCACAAAACGUAGAGCGUUCGCCGCAACCGAUGAUCGGCAAAGCGGUGUCCAUGGAUGUUUGAUGUUUGGGUACCGAUCCAGUAUCGGUACGACUAAGACCUCGUACCGGUACGAGUUCUUAGUCGUGCCAAGGGUACGGUAAAAAUAAAUAUUGACACGCCUGAGGUCGUGGUUGUGAGGAGGUACCAAGGGAAAAAAUAAAUGUUGAAUACGACCAACAGCCAAAACAACGGUGAGGUCUCUUCACUCGCAUAAUUGUUGCGUUCCCAUUUCGACGAAGCAUUCAGAGGGUGGCAGAAACGCAUUCGAACACACUGAUCAUAAAAGCUGCGUUCCAUAAAUCCAUCGCUGUGCUGUACCGUAAAAAUCGAUCCAUCUCUGCGCACCAUGAAUAAUAUUCCCCCCUACCACCAUCAGCUUCUAAUAAACAGCGUCAGCGACAUGAGCAUCGACAACGAAGACGACGUAAUCAUCGGAAGCGACAGCGAGUCGGAAUGGAUGCAUGCAGUAAGAGGUGACGGAUUKGCAUUGGAAUCUGCACCAGAUGAGAUGAAGAACAACAUGCAAGUAGUGACUGCUGCAGUAACACAGAAUG